AUGCUGGAAUCCUGCAGGGCGGCUGACGGACUUCUUCAACCAGGUCGUUGCAGAGAAAAAGAAGCCGGCUGCGUGAACGCUUCUUUAUGCCGACGACGUGAUGCUCGCCAGCGAAGACAAAAGCGAGCUCGAGUCACAGGUGCAGCCCUGGUCCGACUGUCUGACUAUGUUUGGGUUCAGAUCAUCGGACUUGAAUAUGCUUUCCUUUUUUUCUGUGCAUGCUUGGGAGUGAAGGGUCUCCGAGCUGUGCUGAUUGCAACAUGAAUUCGAUUUGCCGUAGCAGCUUUGACAGAGUAUACGGCUCUAGUAAGUAUGGACACAUGGGGCUAUCUGAUUCUUAGUUACCUCCUCUUCCUACUCAUGGACCUAACAUCAGUUUUCGGUGUAAUCUUUGCCAUUUUUGCGAUAAUGCGGGACUUUUCUCCUAGAUGUCAACGUGUUAAUCAGCGGCUUGUAGCUUUCGGAUAUGUUUGCUGCAGCUGCUUGUUUUACUCAGUCUUCACGAUGCAUUUAGCCGAUGGUGAAAAGACGGUGGAAGAAUCCAUUGUCACUUAUUCCAAGUAUUUCUUCAUUGCCAUCGAGAUUUUCAUCUUCGUCUAUGCUUACGGGCAGCACGAGUUUGAGGUAGAUGUCGUUGAAGUGUUAGGCGAAGAAUCAGGUUCCAUAUUCAAUCCGACGUUACUGAUUUUUGCCUAUCGCCAUUCAUUAAUCGCUAUGAUAGCUAUGCAAGCAAUUGAAUGCAAUCGUAUGAGCGGUUGGCUUCAGUUUCGCAACCUCUAUGAGACGGUACCGGAUAAGGUGGAUAGUUCAAGCAUGACCAAAUCUGUCGUCUUUUUGCUUCCCUUAUUCCUACCCCUUAUUGUUUGUGUCUAUCAACUCUCCAUCGUUCCAUCAGAUAUGGUUAGGUGUAGUAUACUUCGGAACGCCUUCCGAUGCAAUAGACUGAGAGUGGUCCAUGAUAUGGCAGGUGACAAUUUGCUUGACCGUACUCCUCCGGAAGAACCUUUGGCUGAAUCUGGAUCUGCUGAUGACAAAACGCUAAAAACUGCUUUGGAAAACGAAGAAGGCCUUUCUUCUGUAACCGGUGACGAAAACACGGCACCAAUAGAGCCGGUGGCGACCGAAGUUGCGCAGAAGACCGCAAUCGAGAAAACCGUUUCUCAUAAGGCCAAGAAAAAAGAAAAGGAGAUCACCGAGAAAAAGUCGUCAUCCAAAGCUCAACAGAGUGAUGAAGACAAAACGCAAAGCAAACUUGGCUCCGUUUUGUCGAAACUUCAAACUUUUUGA
This is a messenger RNA of Haemonchus placei, 1287 nucleotides long. Lineage: Eukaryota; Metazoa; Nematoda; Chromadorea; Rhabditida; Trichostrongylidae. The record is from the annotation of a GenBank genome assembly.